AUUCCUUGCCUCCUCAUCAAGAAACCCUAAUCGCCUGCGCUUCCCUCUUUUUUUCUGAUUCCAUCGUCGUUAGCUUUCUGGUUUUUGUGGAGGUGAUCAACAGAAGCAGCGAUGGCGGAUGUUGAGACGUUUGCGUUCCAGGCUGAGAUAAACCAGUUGCUCAGCCUCAUCAUCAACACGUUUUACUCCAACAAGGAGAUCUUCUUAAGAGAACUCAUCAGCAACGCCUCUGAUGUAUGCAUCAUAUCCACGCCCCCCUUCCCUUUCUUUCUCUUUUUCUCUCGUAUUAUCUCUCUCUCUGUUCGCUUUUGUGAGUUUGAAGUUGAUGAGUUUUGUAUGUUUGGUGCUGUGCUGCAGGCCCUGGACAAGAUCCGGUUUGAGAGUCUCACUGACAAGAGCAAGCUCGAUGCUCAGCCUGAGCUCUUCAUCCACAUUGUCCCUGACAAGGCCAGCAACACUCUCUCCAUCAUCGACAGUGGCAUUGGCAUGACCAAGGCUGAUCUGGUGAACAAUUUGGGGACAAUCGCAAGGUCAGGAACCAAAGAGUUCAUGGAGGCUCUGGCCGCCGGUGCUGAUGUGAGCAUGAUUGGUCAGUUUGGAGUGGGUUUCUAUUCUGCUUAUUUGGUCGCUGAGAAGGUCAUUGUCACCACUAAGCACAAUGAUGACGAACAGUACGUUUGGGAGUCUCAGGCUGGGGGUUCCUUCACUGUUACCAGGGACUCCUCUGGCGAGAGCCUUGGCAGGGGAACCAAAAUCACCCUCUUCUUGAAGGAGGAUCAGUUGGAGUACCUUGAGGAGAGGCGUUUGAAGGAUCUCGUAAAGAAGCAUUCAGAAUUUAUCAGUUAUCCCAUUUCCCUUUGGACUGAGAAGACUACUGAGAAGGAGGUCUCUGAUGAUGAAGAUGAUGAGGAGAAAGAGAAGAAGGAUGAGGAAGGAAAGGUUGAGGAAGUGGAUGAGGAGAAGGAAGAGAAAAAGAAGAAGAAGAUCAAGGAGGUGUCCCAUGAAUGGGCAGUCGUUAACAAACAGAAACCCAUAUGGAUGAGGAAGCCUGAAGAGAUCGUCAAGGAGGAGUAUGCGGCCUUCUACAAGAGCCUCACGAAUGACUGGGAGGAGCACCUUGCAGUCAAGCACUUCUCUGUGGAGGGGCAGCUUGAGUUCAAGGCUGUCCUCUUUGUGCCCAAGAGGGCUCCUUUCGAUCUCUUUGACACCAGGAAGAAGCUCAACAACAUCAAGCUUUAUGUGAGGCGUGUCUUCAUCAUGGACAACUGUGAGGAGUUGAUCCCCGAGUACCUUAGCUUCGUGAAGGGAAUUGUGGACUCGGAGGACCUCCCAUUGAACAUCUCCCGAGAGAUGCUUCAGCAGAACAAGAUCCUGAAGGUGAUCAGGAAGAACCUUGUCAAGAAGUGCGUCGAACUCUUCUUUGAGGUUGCUGAGAACAAGGAAGACUACGACAAAUUCUACGAGUCCUUCUCCAAGAACAUCAAGCUCGGCAUCCAUGAGGACACACAGAACAGGUCAAAGCUUGCUGACCUGCUGAGGUACCACUCCACCAAGAGCGGGGAUGAAAUGACAAGCCUUAAGGACUAUGUCACCAGGAUGAAGGAAGGCCAGAGCGAGAUCUACUACAUCACUGGAGAGAGCAAGAAGGCAGUUGAGAACUCUCCUUUUCUUGAGAGGCUGAAGAAGAAGGGGUAUGAGGUGCUCUACAUGGUGGAUGCCAUUGACGAGUAUGCCGUGGGCCAAUUGAAGGAGUAUGAAGGGAAGAAGCUAGUCUCUGCGACAAAGGAGGGGUUAAAACUUGAUGAAAGUGAGGAUGAGAAGAAGAAGAAGGAAAGCCUCAUGGCCAAGUUUGAGGGGCUUUGCAAGGUGAUCAAGGACAUUUUGGGCGACAAGGUGGAGAAGGUGGUGGUCUCUGACCGUGUGGUGGACUCCCCAUGCUGCCUUGUCACUGGGGAGUAUGGGUGGACGGCCAACAUGGAAAGAAUCAUGAAAGCUCAGGCCCUGAGGGACAGCAACAUGUCAGGCUACAUGUCCAGCAAGAAGACAAUGGAGAUCAACCCUGAGAAUGCCAUCAUGGAGGAGCUCAGGAAGAGGGCAGAUGUCGACAAGAAUGACAAGUCCGUCAAGGAUUUGGUGUUGCUCCUUUUUGAGACUGCUCUCCUCACCUCUGGGUUCAGCCUGGAUGACCCCAACACUUUUGGUAACAGGAUCCACCGCAUGCUCAAGCUGGGCCUGAGCAUCGAUGAGGAUGACACUGCUGCAGAACAGGACUCUGACAUGCCUCCUCUUGAAGAUAUUGAUGCUGAGGGCAGCAAGAUGGAGGAGGUCGACUAAACUUGUGGUGGCUGGACGCAUUUUGCUUGCUCUUGCGUUUUGCUUUUUUAUUUUUAUUACUUUUAAAUACUGAAGCAUGGGUAAAACGGAUUCCUGGAAUAUUGCUUUAAUUUUGAUGAUAAUUAUAGCUUUAGACGUGGUAGUUUCAGUUUAUGACUCAUUUUAUUUCUCCCUAAUGUGGACCUGAUUUUGAGAUAUUUCGGUAGAACUCAUGUUUUGGUUUUAGUAGGUUUGCUUUGACAAUGAAUAUAUGUUUCUGAGUUUCCAAUUA
Molecule: messenger RNA, 2605 nt
Organism: Amborella trichopoda
Lineage: Eukaryota; Viridiplantae; Streptophyta; Magnoliopsida; Amborellales; Amborellaceae
Product: heat shock protein 81-1
Biological process (GO): protein folding
Molecular function (GO): ATP-dependent protein folding chaperone; ATP hydrolysis activity; ATP binding
Source: RefSeq, a predicted model, not a curated record